Penaeus indicus is the source of this 5484-nucleotide messenger RNA. Its product is annotated as insulin-like growth factor 1 receptor. Gene Ontology annotation, biological process: protein phosphorylation; cell surface receptor protein tyrosine kinase signaling pathway; positive regulation of kinase activity. Gene Ontology annotation, molecular function: protein binding; ATP binding; transmembrane receptor protein tyrosine kinase activity. The record is from RefSeq and is a predicted model, not a curated record. NCBI's taxonomy places the organism in Eukaryota, Metazoa, Arthropoda, Malacostraca, Decapoda, Penaeidae. Gene Ontology annotation, cellular component: signaling receptor complex; plasma membrane.
AUGCUGGUGGUGUGGGCGUCGGUGGCGAAGUCCCACGCCCACCAGGACGCCAACGUGUGCCAGCAGAAGUACAACAGAACCGCGGACCAGAUCUGCGAGAGCAUGGACCUGCGGAACAACAUCAGCGCCCUGGAGAAGCUGUGCCUCUGCCGCGUCAUCGACGGCCACCUCCACUUCGUCCUCCAGGAGCAGCGGGACAACGCCUCCAUCGCCCGCCUGAGCCAGUACUCCUUCCCCGGCCUGAGGGAGAUCACGCACCACCUCCUGGUGUACCGCGUCUUCAACCUCACGUCCCUCAGGAGGCUCUUCCCCAACCUCGCCGUCAUCAGGGGCGACGUCCUGUUCCACAACUACGCGCUCGUGAUCUACGACGUGCCGAAUCUGCGGGAGGUCGGCCUCGUCUCGCUCACCGUCAUCCUCAGAGGCUCCGUGCGCAUCGAGCGCAACCCGCGGCUGUGCUUCGUCCACACCGUGGACUGGGAGCACAUCACCGCCAACCGCCUCGCCGAGAACUACAUCAACCGUAACCGCCCGCAGCGCGAGUGCCCGGAGUGCCCGCCCGCCCUCGGCUGCUUCCGCUCCAGGCGAUGCGGGGCGCCGCGCUGCUGGGGGCCGCGCCACUGCCAGACGCUGUGCGGAAGCGAGUGCCCCGGAGGCUGUGUGGGAAGCCAGUGUUGCCACGAGGAGUGCCUCGGCGGCUGCCAACGCCCGCACUCCGCCACCAGCUGCCACGCCUGCAGGAACCUGCUCGACGAAGGGCGCUGCACCCAGUCCUGCUCGAGCCCUAAGUUCAAAGUCCUGCAGCACAGGUGCGAGGAGAGGAGCUUCUGCCGGAGGAACUACAUCAUCAAGCUGGACACGAAGGAGUGCGUGAAGCGGUGCCCUUUGGGCUACAACGUGAGCAGCAACUCGGCGGGAGAGAGCCUCUGCGUCCCGUGCGAAGGCUCCGUGUGUCCGAAGGAGUGCGGCGCCGCCGUCGUGAAGAGCGUGAGCCGCGCCCAGGCGUUGCGGGGCUGCACCGUCAUCAGGGGGGACCUCACCGUCAACAUCAACGGCGGCGAGAACAUCGAGCGCGAACUCGAGGAGAACCUGAGCAGCAUCGAGGAGGUCACCGGCUUCGUGAAGGUCUUCCGCUCCAACGUGACGUCACUCGACUUCCUCAGGAACCUCACCAGGAUCGGAGGCGACUCGCUCCUGCACAGCAACUACUCGCUGGUGAUCCUGGACAACCCGCACUUGCGGGCGCUGUGGAACUGGACGGGGCGCGAGCGGCGCCUCGCCGUCGAGCGCGGCAAGAUGUUCGUGCAUUCGAACCCGCGGCUCUGCUUCCACCACAUCGAGGCGCUCGUCAACGCCACCAACAUGACGGGCCUUUCGGAGACCGACGUUUCCUCCACCUACAACGGGGACAAAGUGCCAUGCAAGGUGACGCCCCUGGAGGCGCGAGUGACGCCGCACCUGUACGGCACGCUGCUGGUGGAGGUGGCCACGUCGGCGCGGCUUCCCCCCGAGGCCGUCUACUACGUCAACUACAAGAAGGCGGAGAAGAACAUCUCGCUGUACGAGGGCGACAGGCCCUGCAGCGACCAGGGGUGGUCGACGAUGGAGGUGGGUCCGGGCAACGGGACGUCGCUCGCCCAGAGGAAGGACCUGAUCAUCGUCAACCUGGAGCCGUUCACCCGCUACGCCGUGUACGUGAAGGCCUACUCGCUCGCGUCCAGCGGCAAGGGCGCGCAGUCCGACGUCCUGUACGCCGUCACGAGGCCCUACCACCCGACCGAGCCCGUGGGCCUCGAGUGGGUCUCGAGGAACAGCUCGACGGUCGCCCUGGAGUGGCACCCGCCCCGGAGGCCCAACGGGAGGGUCGCCCACUACCUCGUCUCGCUGCAGCUCCUGCCGGACACGCCCAGGAUCCCCCCGAACCUCCACUUCUGCAGGCCGGAGACCCGCGAGUACAUCGACGGCAAGAUGCUGGCGCUGGCGGAGGCCGAGAAGGUCAGCCUCGCCAGGAGGAAGACGCCGGCGACGAAGGAGGACGUGCGCGACGAGGGGGCCAAGGGCGGGUCCGAGGGUGGCGAGGAGUCGUGCCAGGCGCCGCCCACGCCCUCCUGCUGCGCCUGUCGGGACGCAGGCGUAGGCGGCAGCGAGGACCAGGAGGUGAUGGGGCAGAUCGCCUUCGAGGAUUUCAUCAUGGAUAAUGUCUACGUCAAGAAGGUCAACAGGUCAAGGAGGACCCGAGCAGCGGACGACGACGACGACGCCGCCUUCGGCUCGGCGCUGUGGCUGUACCAGCAGGAGCAGCGGGGCGAGCGGGACGCGCCGUCGAGGGCCCCCCGGAGAGCCGCGCCCGCGGACGACCCCCUCUUCGCCUGGGAGAAGGCGGCCUCGGCGCCCUCGGGGCCGCCCUCUCGCCCAGGACGGCCGCCCUCCCCGGCCCUCCAUCCGGGCACUGCGGGCAGGGAAUUCCCGCUCCACGAGGGCCACUCCGUCAAGGAGUUCCCGUCGCAUCUUGGCAUCAGGCCCAAGUACCAGAUUCACGAGGAGAACCUCACGAAGUACACUGUCAUGGAGGGUUCCGUGGUCAUCCGCCAGGAGCUCCUGACGCAGGCCCCGCGGGCGACCCUGCACCACCUCCGCCACUACUCCCUGUACUCCGUCAGCGUCGUCGCCUGCCACGCCCCCGUCACGAGGAAGCGGAGCGUCGGGGGGCGGCUGGUCGACGUGGCGCUGAAGCUGUGCUCGCCCAUCCCGGCCAGCCUCGCCGUGCACACCGGGAGCAGCGACACAGCGGACGAGGUGCCCGAGGGGAGCCUCCGGGCGGCGCCGCAGAACACCUCCCGCGGCGCCGUCACCUUCUCGUGGGCGCCUCCCGAGGACCCCAACGGCGGCGUGGUCGCCUACAUCAUCAAGCUGCGAGGCAGCUUGUCGACGGAGCGAUGCGUCAGCGGCCAGCAGUUCGAGGCGCAGGGCAGGAAGUACGACCUGCGUGACCUCUCUCCGGGGAACUACUCCGUGUGGGUCAAGGUUAGGUCGAAGGCGAGGUACGGGAACUUCUCGCCGCCGGUGUCCUUCGUCAUCGCUGACGACCCCCUCUCGACGGACUUCUCCCUGGCGCUCACCUCGUCGCUGCUGGGCGUGGCGGGCGCCGUGCUGGCCGCCGUCGCCUGCUCCUGCUGGAGGCGAUGCCGGGGGCGCCGCGCCAUCCCGGACACCGUCGAGAAGGUCGACUUCAACCCCUACUAUAGAGAGGGCUUCGCCCCGGCCGAGAUGUUCCGCGAGGAGUUCCUGUUCUGGCGCGACGACCUGCGCGUGCGGCUGGACCGGCCGCUCGGCCACGGCUUCUUCGGGAUGGUGUUCCUGGGCGAGCUGGCGCGCGGCGGCGCCGAGACGCGCGUGGCGGUCAAGACGCACGGCGAGGCGGCGUCGGCGGACGAGAUCCUGCAGUUCCUCAAGGAGGCCGCGCUCAUGCAGAACAUCAACUGCCACCACGUGGUCCGCCUCCUGGGCGUCGUGGGGGACUACGCGCCCGUGUACGUGGUGAUGGAGCUGAUGGAAGAGGGCGACCUCAGGUCCUUCCUCAAGAGGCGCUCCAUCCCGCACUUCCAGCUGGUUGAGAUGGCAGUGCAGGCUCUCUCCUCUCUCUCUCUCCUCUCUCUCUCUCUCUCUCUCUCUCUCUCUCUCUCUCUCCUCUCUCUCUCUCUCUCUCUCUCUCUCUCUCUCUCUCUCUCUCUCUCCUCUCUCUCUCUCUCUCUGUUCCGCCCCGCAGAAGGCCAGGGCAUCCUGCCGGUGAAGUGGAUGGCGCCCGAGAGCCUGCAGUUCAGCGUGUACAGCACCCAGAGCGACGUGUGGAGCUACGGCGUCCUCCUGUGGGAGAUGGCCACCAGGGGCCUCACGCCCUACAAGAACCGCACCAACGACGAGGUGAUCCGCCUGGUGGUGGAGAAGUACGCCACCCUGGGGCGCCCCAGGGACUGCCCGGCGCCGCUGCAGAGGGUCAUGGGGCGCUGCUGGCGCUACGAGGCCAGGGAGAGGCCCAGCUUCCUCGCCAUCACCAAGUUCCUCCUCAGGCACACGUCGCCGGAGUUCCAUCAGCGCUUCGAGCAGGUGUCCUUCUACCACAGCCGAGCCAGCGACUACUCCAGGUACCAGAGGAGCGAGACCUGUGGCUUCAUGUCAGCGCGAGAGAGCGACGACGAGGAUUCGGACGACCUGACCUUGCACGCCUCCUCGGACCUCGACGACAACGGAGCGGCAGAGAAGGAUCCGUGCCAUCGCAGGAGCCCCGACGGGAGUCCCAGAGCAAGGGAGAGUGAGAGGAAAGGGCGCAGGGGCGACGGAGGCGAGGCGAGGGCGCGGCGUGGCACCGCGGGGGCGGCAGAGGGACGGGGAGCGUUCGGGGGCCACAAGUACAUGAACUUCAGCUCCGACGACCUGCGUCUGACCACGUCCAGGCUGCUCGGGCGAAGGACCCAGACGCCCGGCGGCCUCGCGGACAGGGCUCUGCCGCAGCGCGCCCGUCUGCCCACGCUGGUGAUCCCGCAGGAGGACGAGGAGCUGCGCUACGCCCAGCUGCAGCUCCGGACGCCGAGCACGCCGGGCAGCGGGACCCUCACUCCGGCCAGCAACCCCAAGUCGCCCGCCAGCACUCCACAGACGCCGGGACUCCUGUCGCCUACGCCCCAGAUCCCCUGCACGCCCGCUUCGCCCGCCCUCUCCCCCGCUCCGCACCACAGCCUCAGCCCAGGACCCUCGCCGCAUUCAGAACCCAGCCCGUCCCACGUCAUCCUCAAACCCAGGGACUCUAAGACAGCCCUGGCAACACAGCGCUCCUACUCGAACCUCCCUGCUUUUGGCUUGAGCCUCGAGGCCAGCAGGAAAGCCUUCACCUCCUUCCGAGCGACUGGAAGAGAGGGCCUGGCGGCUCGUGCAAAUCGACGGCCGGAGAGCGCGUCGGUCGGCGCUCUUCCGGCCACCGACGUGGCCGCGAGGCCGGCGCUGACGUCAUCCACCAUCAGCGCCCCCGCCACGCCUGUCGUCAGGCAGCGCAGUGGUGCUGCCUCUCUCGAUGCGGCUGCGACAGCUGCUCCUUGUCCUGCCGGGCGAAAUGACCCCCACAGACGGGGAAAUGUCCCCAUUCUCAGGAAUUCCCGUUCAUUCCAGCAUUCCGUUGAUGAAAGACACAAAGCUAAGAGGGACAAGCAGACGCCAGAGUCUAGUGGUACAGCGAGAGGGGGAGGGGAGUGCCUGCUGGAGGACGACGACGACUCAGAUAGUUCACUGAGAAGCUUGCACGAGGUUUUUGUGACUGUGACUCUCCCAAGAGUGCGUCGUAAAGGCAUAGAUUUCCAUGAGCAGGCACGAGAAGGGUAUUCUUUAGAAGAUAUCGAGUUGUUGUGAACUAUGAUUUCCUCAUCUGCUCGGUUAAUUCUUACAGUUGAAAAAAUUCAUGAAUGACAUUUUGAAAUACAUCAAAUAAUUUAUUUU